GUAGAAGAAACAGUAAUCAAGUUGCGUACGACUGUAUCGUAAAUAAAUAAAUCUAAGAAAAUGAUUUUCAUUUUUAGCAUCAACGGUUGUAAAAGAACUAACUGUACCCGUAGCCCGUACCGUAGCUCUUUUAGUUAGUUCCUUUAUUUUUUCUUCUUUUCUAUUAAGAAACACUCCAAGCCUCACAUUUCCUCAACACCCAAAUGUCUGCCACAACACCCCCUAUCCCCCUCUGGUCCGACUGCAUCACUUCCGGCUCACCUUUCUCCAGAUACCAGUUCGUAAAGAUGACCAAGAAGCCAUUUCACAGGUCGAGGCUGCAUAUGACAUGUUACUUAUGCAGAGCCUAACUCAGCGGCGAGCAGGAAAAGUAGUGAACAGCAGUGUUCGCUAUGCUGAUGUUAAGCGCGUUCAGUCUCAAGUUGUAGGAUCGAUGCCUCAAUGGAUGCAAUCCAACAUGAAGAAACCACCAGUUUCAAUUGACUCACCUUCCACCAGUGAUUUUGGUUUACAAGCUGGAGUAUAUGGUGCACUGAUGGGUUUAACCUAUCUUAGUGGUUCUUCUAUUCCCCCUGCAGGUUACGCCGGGGCCGAUGUUCCGGGACUUAUCCUGGCUGGUAGCUUUGGAGCUUCCCUAUACUUCAUGACCAAAAAGAAUGUUAAGUUAGGGAAGGCUACUGUUAUAACCAUAGGAGGGCUCGUAGCUGGUACCGUAGUAGGGUCGGUUGUAGAGAACUGGUUGCAGGUCGAUAUUGUCCCAUUUCUGGGCAUACACUCCCCUGCUGCUGUUGUUAGCGAAGUCAUAAUUUUAUCCCAAUUCUUGGUUUCUCUGUACCUAAGGUAGACCGAAAAACGCGGUGAUCUUUAUAUUAAAAUGUGAAAAUUGUAAUUAUUCAGUUGCAUGAUCAUGUCAAAGGGUUUACAGGGAAUGCUAAUAUUAUAUAACCAUAUAGCUGACCCGUGUCAGCUGUACAUAACCGGUUGCAGUAGAAAUCGUCCCAUUUCAGGCAUACACUUCCCUGCUGCUCUUAGUGAAAUCGUGUCUUUGGUUUCUCUGUACUUAAGAUAGACAGGAAAACAUGGCAAUCUUGUAUCAGAAGCUGAAACUUGUAAUUUUUCAUUUACAUGCAGCAUGGUCAUACAUCAAUCAUUUUUAGAAUGUAUAAUGAUUGCAUAUUGUACAAAACAUUGAAUGGAAUGUAAUUGUUUAUCUAGCAAAUUAGAAAGAAGCAUGCAAUAAUUUGUGAAGAUGCAUAUUUUAAGUUCAGGGCAAAAAAACUAAAAUUUAUAUUAAAUUUGAACCGUCGGAUCUUGAUCGAACGCAUACAUCUGUUGAAUGUGUAAAUGCGACAAAUCUUUGACAGAGAGAACCCAAUUUUUUACUAUAGGCCUAAAAUAUUUUAAGCCUGCUAAGUUUUGGUGUUUUGUCCUAAAGCUUUAUGUGAUUAUGCAUUUGUCUUUUCUUAUUGAUGGAUCAUUAGCACUUGGAUUAUCUACUUGUAGUAUUUGCUGGAAAAAGUAAAGACUGCGCUGCACCUUCAGCCUUUUCAGCAUGCGACACAGUUUGUGUUUGGUUGAAAGUUUCUUUUUCUUUUGGUUGAAACAGUUUGUGUUUGGUUGAAAGUUUCUUUUUCUUUUGACAAACGUUGAAAAGUAUAUUUAAAUCUAAAGAAUCUCAAAAGAAGUUAAUCACCAUAUUUGGAAACUUGAAAUCU
This is a messenger RNA of Vicia villosa (hairy vetch), 1715 nucleotides long. RefSeq lists its product as uncharacterized. Lineage: Eukaryota; Viridiplantae; Streptophyta; Magnoliopsida; Fabales; Fabaceae. Gene Ontology annotation, cellular component: chloroplast membrane. The transcript has 3 exons. The record is from RefSeq and is a predicted model, not a curated record. Bases 329 to 844 code for a protein of 171 amino acids.